GUCACAGUUUGAAAGAUGAGAUCUAACAUUGAAAAUGUCUAGAGUGAAACCUCGCGAGUAAAUUAAUGAGGAUAAAUGUAAGAGGUUUAACAUCCCCAAGUGCCAAUCGUGGAAAAUAACCACGUGCUCCUUUCUAAGAUUGUGUGAGGUGGACCAAAAAUUCCCAAAUCCUCCAUCUCCAUGCCCCUAUAUAUGCCCUUUUUAGUUCUUCCCUCUCUCACAUUUUCCCCCAAAAAAAAAAUAAAUCUCUCUCUCCUCUCUCUCUCUCUCUCUCUCUAGAAUUCCAAUUCCAUUUCUGACAAAGAAAAUCCUUUCUUUUCAUCAUAAAUAUGGCCAUGGCAAUUUCUUCAACCUCACACCACUCUCUAUUUGAACAAAAAAUGGUUCUCCAAGCUCUCUCCUCCUCCUCCUCAGCCAAAGUUGCUGUAGAAAUGGGCUUGGGCAUGGGCUUUUCUGCAAGGCCCAUUAACAUUGGGAAGAAGCCCAACCAGAAAAACGAGGGGAUUUCGUGCGCUCUAAAAUCCCCGUCUGUGUU
Messenger RNA from Momordica charantia (bitter melon), 535 nucleotides. Lineage: Eukaryota; Viridiplantae; Streptophyta; Magnoliopsida; Cucurbitales; Cucurbitaceae. The record is from RefSeq and is a predicted model, not a curated record.